AUGUCUGGCCUUGGCCACGCCCUCCUCUGCCUCCUAGCAGGGUCUCUCCUGGGGGGCCCCGGGGUUUCUGCGCUUCCCGCCGCCGAGUGGCGGAAGCAGUCCAUCUACCAGGUCGUCACCGACAGAUUCGCCCGGACCGACCUCUCAACGACGGCGCCCUGCAACACGGCCGAUCAGGCUUACUGUGGGGGCACGUGGAAAGGACUGAUAUCCAAGCUCGACUACAUCCAAGGGAUGGGGUUCACGGCCGUGUGGAUCUCCCCGGUCGUGAAGCAGAUCGAUGGCAACUCUAAGGACGGGUCGUCCUACCACGGCUACUGGGCGCAGGACAUUUGGGCGGUCAACCCGGCCUUCGGAACUGCCGACGACCUAGUGGAGCUGUCUAGAGAGCUGCACUCCAGGGGCAUGUAUCUCAUGGUCGACAUCGUCACGAACCACAUGGCGUACAUGGGUUGCGGUACAUGCGUCGACUACAGCCAGUUUAACCCCUUCUCCUCGUCAUCGUAUUAUCACCCGUAUUGCUCCAUCAACUACGACAAUCAGACGUCUGUCGAAGUGUGUUGGCAAGGCAGCGACAUUGUCAGCUUACCGGAUCUGCGCACCGAGGACGAUAACGUGCGACGCAUCUGGAACGAUUGGGUGGCCCAGCUGGUCUCUAACUAUUCCGUUGACGGCCUUCGAGUUGAUAGCGCAAAACACGUCGAGACGUCCUUCUGGCCCGGUUUCUCAGACGCAGCGGGUGUCUAUCUCCUGGGCGAAGUCUUCCACGGAGACCCCGCAUACGUGGCUCCUUACCAGGACUAUUUCGACGGAGUGCUCGACUAUCCUAGUUACUAUUGGGUACUCAGAGCAUUCCAGUCCACCAGCGGGAGUAUUAGCGAGCUUGUUUCUGGUCUCAACAAUCUGCAGAAUACUGCACGAGACCUCAGCCUGUACGGCUCUUUUCUGGAGAACCACGACGUGGAGAGAUUCCCGUCUUUCACCAAGGAUAAGGCACUUGCAAAAAAUGCGAUCGCCUUUACGAUGCUCAAAGACGGCAUCCCGAUCAUUUACCAAGGGCAGGAGCAGUACUACGCGGGCUCCGGAACCCCUUCGAACCGCGAGGCGCUCUGGACUUCCGGCUAUUCGACGAGCUCGGAGUUCUACCAAUGGAUCACCAAACUCAAUCAGAUUCGGGCACGAGCCAUAGCACAGGACAAGGACUAUCUCUCCUACAAGAGCAAAUCCAUCUACUCGGAUAGCCACACCAUCGCCAUGCGCAAGGGCAACGCCGGGUACCAGGUCGUGAGCAUAUUCACUAACGUUGGGGCAUCAUCCUCGGCGUCCGUCACUCUGGCUUCGUCUGCCACGGGCUUCGAGGCGAACCAGGCGCUCGUCGACGUCCUGAGCUGCACCGCCUAUACCACAGACUCGAACGGCGGCCUCACCGUGACCCUGGCCGACGGGCUCCCGCGCGUGCUGUAUCCCAAACCUCGUCUCGCCGGCAGCGACCUCUGCCAGGACUCGGAUACCGGGGUCACCACGACCCCUGGAGCAACGCCGGUGCCGACAACCUCCGCAGGUAAGAGCGGCCCCGCUUGCACCCUGUCUGCCGUCGACAUCACCUUCAACGAACUGGUGACCACCGUGUGGGGGGAGACGGUCAAGGUCGUCGGCAACGUUCCCGAACUCGGCAACUGGAACCCUGCCAGCGCAGUCACACUCGACGCGUCGCGAUACACAUCGAGCAAUCCGCUGUGGUCUGUCGUCGUCCGGCUUGCCCCCGGGACAGCGAUUGAGUACAAGUACAUCAAGGUGAGCCAGUCCGGGACGGUGACUUGGGAGGCGGAUCCAAAUCGCACCUACAAUGUCCCCUGCGCGACCGCAACUGUGAGCAGCACCUGGAGAUGA
Molecule: messenger RNA, 1890 nt
Organism: Thermothelomyces thermophilus ATCC 42464
Lineage: Eukaryota; Fungi; Ascomycota; Sordariomycetes; Sordariales; Chaetomiaceae
Product: glycoside hydrolase family 13 protein
Exons: 14
Coding region: 1-1890 (629 amino acids)
Biological process (GO): carbohydrate catabolic process
Molecular function (GO): alpha-amylase activity; calcium ion binding; starch binding
Source: RefSeq, a predicted model, not a curated record